GAGGGCCCGGGGCUCCAAGGAGUGGCUGCAGGCAGGUGCAAAAAUAUGACCGCACAUGAUGUUUGCUAACCCGCUUUUUGAACCUAAUAGAUCAUGGCCAUUUCCCAAGUCAAUGCAAAGAGCAGUGAUUCUCUGAGUGUUGCCUGGGAACUUAGAAAUGCAAAUUCUUGGGUGCUACUGGGACCUACUCAAUCAGAAACUGAGAGUUCUGAACUUUAACUAGCCCUCUGGGUCAGGGGUUGGCAAACACGCAGCUCCAGGGCCAAAUGCAGCCUGCCACCUGUUUUUGCAAAUAAAUUUUAAUGGGACUCAGCCAUGGAAAUUCGUUGACAUGUUGUCUACGGCUGGUUUGGUGCUACAUUGACAGAAUUGUGUCAGAGAUGGAUGGCCUGCAAAGCCUUUACAGAAAAUGUUGCCUAUCACCCCUGCUCUAGGUGGAGCGGAAGCUUCACGCUAAGGUUUGGCAACCACCGGCAUAGAGAGACACUUCCUCCUUCUUAGUGGUUUAAUGGAUUCCAUUCUAUGCACGUUCUAUAGCAGACCAGAACCAGACCCAGUGUUGGCCACUGGUUGGUCUCCGGUUUUCAAAAUCAGACACGUCCUCAUAAACACAUCUUUGCGCCCUUGUCCAAGGAUCUGUAGAUAAAAUUCCUAGCACUGAAACUUAGUUGGGUUGAAAGAUGUGUACAAUUUCAAGCGCCAGGAUACCAUUACCUAAGCACCUUCUAGAAACUUUCUAUCAAUCUACACCCUCCAGCCAAGAGUGAGUAUUUGUCUUUCUUUGCUAAUCUACAAGUCGAAAAAAAGGUUUUCGUUCUUGUCAUUCAUAUUUCUUUGGUGACUACUGGGGUUGAACAUCUUUCUAUGUAUUUGGAAGCGGUUUGUACUUCUUUUGAAAAUUCCUUGUGUGUGUCCCUGGCCCAUUUUCCUACUGAAUGUCAAGAACUGUGAAGUCAGCUUGCCGCAGUUUCAUGGCUGCUGGUAAAAGACACAAGACUCCCAGAUCAGAGACAGAGGACGGUUUAUUACGCCCAGCAAGAGGAGUAGCCAGACCAUCAGCAUUUGUGCUAGUUUUCUGAAUCACCGUUCCCACAGGGUGAAAUAAAGAGGGCAGUGAGGUGCACCACAGGAGAAGAACCCUAAGCUUAGGGAACCUGAAUCUUUUAUAAUGGAUCAUAUGCCUGCCCGCCAUUUGCUCCAGAGAGAGACACUGUCUCUCUUUCAAUGCUGUUCACUAAACAAAAUCCUUGAAAAGACAGUCUGGACAAAAGCAGUCAGUGUCUCUGCAGAAAUACAAGAGACUCCUGGAGAAGUGUCUCCCAACACUGGGUUAUUUAUCUUAUUCUUAUUUAUUUUCAGAAGCUCCUUGCUUCUUAGAGAUAUUAACUCUUUGAGACAUACAACUUGUAAUUAUUUUCCCCAGAUUCCUUUUUCUUUUGGCUUUAUUUGCAGCUUUUUGUGUUGGAGGGAGGGGGUGCAGAAGUUUGUCAUUUUAGAGUCAACCUCAUCGAUAUUCCCUCCAUGAUACAUGAUCUUGGUAUCAUGCUUAGAAAAGCCUUUCUCUUCCUAGAGUUGACCACUUUCCUUCCUUCCAGUGCUCUAAUCAUUUUAAAUUGCACACUAAGUCUUUGAUGUAUCUGGAAGGUACUUUAGUGGAAGCAAUGAAAUUGGGAUUUGGCAUUGACAUCCUUUCCCCCAGCGGUUGGGGAAAUGGUCUCUGACAUCAUGAGUUGAGGCACGAAAGGGUCUUUGCCAAGGCUAGUUUUAUGUUAGGGUUUUUGGGAAACUCUGUGAAUGUCCGUUCCCUGGGAAUGGCUUAUUUUAUGUUAUUUGAAAUGUCACUUGUUGAAAGGUUUGGGGGAAGGUUUGUUCGGGAUGGUUUACUCUGUAGAGUCUUUGGGGGAAAUCUGUCAUCAUGGUUUGGUAGGGUCUCCGGGAACGGCUGUUAUUGUAGAGCCAAGGAGACGUUUACAUUGUCAUUAAGUCUUAUUUGGGAAAGUGUUAUAGAGGGUGUCCUCCUCUCCCACAGGAUCCCUCUUCGCCGAGUCUACACUGGACGCGGGGUCCUGAACCCACUGAGGGGAUGGGGGAAGCCAGCAAAACCCCCCAGGAUGGGGGCUCCAUCCCCCGGGGACAAGCCCAUCUUCGUGCCUCUCUCUGACUACAUGAACGCCCAGUAUUACGGGGAAAUUGGGCUGGGAACACCCCCACAGAACUUCUCUGUCGUCUUUGACACUGGCUCCUCCAAUCUCUGGGUCCCGUCCGUGAGAUGCCAUUUCUUCAGUCUGCCCUGCUGGUUCCACCAUCGCUUCAACCCCAAAGCCUCCAGCUCCUUCAAGCCCAAUGGGACCAAGUUUGCCAUUCAAUAUGGAACCGGGCGGCUAAAUGGCAUCCUGAGUGAGGACAAGCUGACUAUUGGGGGAAUCACGGGUGCAUCAGUGGUUUUUGGGGAGGCCCUGUCAGAGCCCAGCCUGAUCUUCACUAUUGCCCACUUCGAUGGGAUAUUGGGCCUCGGUUUCCCCAUUUUGGCCGUGGAAGGAGUUCGGCCCCCACUGGAUACAUUGGUGGACGAGGGGCUGCUGGAUAAGCCCGUCUUCUCCUUCUACCUCAACAGGGACCCUGAGGCGGCUGAUGGAGGAGAGCUGGUUCUGGGCGGCUCAGACCCAGCCCACUACAUCCCACCCCUCACCUUCGUGCCAGUCACGAUCCCUGCCUACUGGCAGAUCCACAUGGAGCGUGUGAAGGUGGGCACAGGGCUGACUCUUUGUGCCCAGGGCUGUGCUGCCAUUCUGGACACAGGCACGUCUCUAAUCACGGGACCCACUGAGGAGAUCCGAGCCUUGCAUGCAGCCAUUGGGGGAAUCCCUCUGCUAGCGGGGGAGUACCUCCUCCAGUGCUCCACAAUCCCAAGGCUCCCUCCAGUGUCCCUCCUCCUUGCGGGGACCUGGUUUACCCUCACGGCCCAGGACUACGUCAUCCAGAUUGUUCGGGGUGGCGUCCGCCUCUGCUUGUCCGGCUUUGCGGCCCUGGACGUGCCUCCACCCACAGGGCCCCUCUGGAUCCUCGGUGACGUCUUCUUGGGCAGCUUCGUGGCCGUCUUCGACCGUGGGGACGUGAACGGCGGGGCCCGAGUGGGGCUGGCGCGCGCUCGUCCUCGCGGGGCGUGACGUCGAAGGGGUUGGACCCGCGCAGGCGCAGUUCUCCGGUGGACGCCCCAGUUAGGCGCAUGCGCAAAGGGUCGUAGCAGAGGCACCGCUACUCAGUAAAAUACUCCACUAUUUCCAUUGAACCCACCUGGAUCGCCUCU
Messenger RNA from Equus quagga, 3307 nucleotides. RefSeq names its product napsin A aspartic peptidase (gene NAPSA). Gene Ontology annotation, biological process: proteolysis. Gene Ontology annotation, cellular component: lysosome. The record is from RefSeq and is a predicted model, not a curated record. The coding region runs from base 1767 to 3167 and encodes 466 amino acids. The transcript has 8 exons. Gene Ontology annotation, molecular function: aspartic-type endopeptidase activity. Lineage: Eukaryota; Metazoa; Chordata; Mammalia; Perissodactyla; Equidae.